AUGGAAAAAAGCAUUUUUUUUCAGCUACAAAGAAUGGCGACGAAUUCGAGGCGCAAUUCUGCAAUACAAAGCAAUGUCACUAUUCAUCCACCCGGAAUUCCGCCACAUCUAAGGCCUGGACCAAUAACGCCGGGCUCUCGUGGACAAGUGGCCAGUCAUCCGUACGACUGCAUGACCACCGCUUGUCUUUGCCCGUAUUUUCGGGGUGGUCUCGAUCCACAAAAUCAGUGUGUGCUGCAAAACGGACAGAUUUUGACGAUGGCUUAUCGAAAAGAGUAUCGAAUGCUCACAGAGGAUGAGAGACUACGCUACCACAAUGCGCUUACGAUGCUGAAACGAAGUGGAGAAUAUGAUCGCAUUGGAUUCGAACAUUUGUCGGUUGGAUCAGGAAGUGGCGCACACUCUGGACCAGGUUUCCUGCCAUGGCACAGAGAAUAUAUCAAAAGAUUUGAAAUAGCGCUUCGUUUGAUUGAUCCGUCGGUGGCAGUACCAUACUGGGACUCUGUCAUGGAUAAUUAUUUGCCGGAUCCACGUGACUCCAUUUUCUUCAGUCCAUUUUUUAUGGGCGAAACCGAUUUCAUGGGGAAUGUUGUCAACGGCCCAUUUGCUUACUGGAGCACGCUCGAUGGACGAAAUGCUAUCCCACUUGUCACAGCAGAUUCUGUUUGCUUCAUAUUUUUGUUCAUAAUGAAAAUUUCAGGCUGUCCAUAUCCGAUCAACUUUGGUGCUCUGGAAUACUCGCACUCGAACGUGCAUCUCUGGGUUGGUGGCCAUAUGAAGCCACCGGAACAAGCAUCUAACGAUCCCAUAUUUUUCUCUCAUCACUCAUUUGUCGAUUUUAUUUGGGAGCUGUGGCGACAAAAUGCUCAGUCCAGAUGGGCUAGGGAAGUCGCCUAUCCGCCGGAUAUACCACAGUGCGCGGAUCCGCAGCAUUUCAGCUACGCCGUAAUGCGACCAUUUUUCAAUCUUAUCAAUCGUGAUGGAUUGUCAAAUAUGUACACUGAUCAGAUGUACCGCUUUUCGCCACGACCUGGAUGCUCAGCCGAAAUGCCAACAUGCGGAUCACCGUAUCUGUUCUGUGACAAUCGUGGUGUGCCGCAUUGUGUUUCCAAAAUUAAGCUAAACGGUUUGUGUAUUGGUUUCGAAGGUCUCGAUGCAUGCUUCAACGGGGUUUGCAUGAUGGGAAGAUGUGUUCCAGGGCCAACACCUGCCCCAUUUGUGCCACGAACGCAACUUCCCCGAGCACAGCGCCGAUUUGUGGAUUGCUUUAAUCGAAAUCCCUGCUGUGAAUUUUGGGCUCGCGAAGGCGAAUGCCGUCGUAAUGGGAACUAUAUGCGACAGUACUGCCGUGCUGCCUGCCACGUUUGCACCCCUGCUUACAAUGCUAAAUGUAGCGAUCGCCAUGUAUCGUGUGCGCAGUGGAGCACCGAUGGUCAGUGCCAUGGUAAUUCGGAUCAAUUUAUGCAAGAAAAUUGUAGACAAUCAUGCGGCUUCUGCGAAACACUCAAAAGCGCUUCUUGUCCAAGGCCAGCACAGGUCAGAGUUGUUUUAGCAAUUUAA
This is a messenger RNA of Gongylonema pulchrum, 1560 nucleotides long. NCBI's taxonomy places the organism in Eukaryota, Metazoa, Nematoda, Chromadorea, Rhabditida, Gongylonematidae. The record is from the annotation of a GenBank genome assembly.